This is a messenger RNA of Ostrea edulis (European flat oyster), 2458 nucleotides long. RefSeq names its product nuclear receptor coactivator 5-like. The coding region runs from base 125 to 2209 and encodes 694 amino acids. Gene Ontology annotation, molecular function: RNA binding. The record is from RefSeq and is a predicted model, not a curated record. The transcript has 11 exons. NCBI's taxonomy places the organism in Eukaryota, Metazoa, Mollusca, Bivalvia, Ostreida, Ostreidae.
CUGUUAAUAUAUCCUUACGAGAUCGAGGCUGUAUUAUGGAAAAUAGCAAACAGCACAUGAGGAGGCUGAUAUAGUUCUGAAAUCAGAAUAACCCGCAAAUAUUUUAUUAGUAUAGUGUUAAAACAUGGGAAGUAGCAGUCGAUCCAGGUCACGCUCAAAAAGUCCAAUACAUCUGGACCGGUUCGGUAGAGUCAUUCCAAAAGGCAGGGAUAGAAGUCGUAGUCCUCGGCGGCACAGAGAGAGGCGGAGAAGUCCGCUUGUAAUACGUCUGCGAAGGUCAAGGUCACGUUCUAAAAGCCCUCGAAGGAAAUACAGGUCUAGGAGUCCUCGACGUUCAUCAUCAAGAAUUCGUAGAUACAGUCGGAGUAAAAGCAGAAGUAAAAGUCGCAGUCGAUCUCUCUCCAAGCAGAAAGAGAAAUCUCCAGGAAUACAUGGAUCCACCAACAUUCAGGAUGUGGAACUCAUGAAAUCUCGAGUUUUUAUCGGAAAUUUGCCGUAUGAAAAAGUUACUAAGGAAGAAUUGGAAGCUAUGUUUUCCAAAUAUGGAAAGAUUCUAGGUAUAUCCACACACGAACGAGGCUUUGGAUUUAUACAAUUUUCUAAGGAGGAGGAAGGGCUUGAAGCAGUGAAAAACGAAAACGGAGGUCUCCUAAAGGGCUUUAAAAUUGACAUAAAAAUGGCCCUGGAAGGCAGAAGAGGAGGAGGAGCAGGGAAACCGCCCCCUAGAUCUGGCCCCCGUGGGUCAUCACCAGGACCGUAUGCUGACAGAUUUGCUCCCCAAGCAGGCGGUAGAGAGGGGCACCCACCACCAACAGAGGACAGGUAUCCCCCACCAGCAGGAGUGAGACGUCCACCACCAGGAGCCCCAGUGGAAGCACGUGAACGCUCGCCCCUACGUGGUGACCCUUAUGAGGACAGAUACAGAGAUCCUUACAGGGACCCAGUACUACCCCCACCCAGAAGAGAUGAUCCAUAUUAUGCAGAUUCAUACAGACGACCACCACCUCCGGAUGACCCAUAUUUAGACAGGUACAGGGAUGAUCCGUACAGAUACAGACGGGAUCCGUAUGGUGAGCCCUAUAGGGACCCCUACUACAGAGAUUACUAUGAUGCCCCCAGGAAACCCCCACAACCUGCUGAUGUGGAGAUCAUCCUGCUCAAUAGCAAACUAAAGGGAUAUGGAGAAUUCAUUGAGAGAAAACUAGUUGCCAAGUCAAUGACGGCACUGGUGAGUGUCAUACCAGAGGAUCGCACCAUCCCUCAGAUGAUGGAGGAAGGCUCCAAAAGGGGACACCUGUUUGGUAUUGUCAUCAACAGUCAAAAUGAAGUCCAUCAGUCACUGACUCUCAAUAUCCUGCAUGGUACCCCACAAGAACACAGAAACAUGCCGGUAGAUGAUGCAUUAACUUUGGUUGGACGCAGCUUUGAAACCUACGUGCAAACAGCUCGAGAAAAAACCGCUGCGGCUGCACCUCCACCCGAGAGAGGUGCUCCUGCUGCUCCCCCUACUGCUAGAGCCCCACCCCCUUUUCUGCCCCCAGGACCUGACAUAACCUAUCUGUUAAACUUGCUAGCUGACAAUCGUCAGCUUACCAUAGAAGAAAUAGACAAAGUUAUAGGGUAUCUGAGGGAGAGAAGAGAUAAACUGUAUGAAACAGAGGGAAGACGGCCACCUGAUUCUGGAUAUAAUGUUGGCGACGUAAGGAAGGAAGACAACAGCCUGCAACAACAGCAACAGGAGCUUCAGGCCAAAAUCCUGAGUAUUCUUAAUGGUCCAGGCGAUUCUGGUGCACCUCAAGCCCCCAAACCCGGCCCAGGUUUAGGAAUGGGAAAUGGUGCCCCACCAGGGGGCAGUAGUCAAUCGGGGAUGUCAUCUUUAAUUAAUUUUGAUAAUCCACACGUACAGAAAGCCCUGGAUAACCUGAUUCAGAGUGGCCCAAAUUUGUUGAAAAAUAUCUCCUCAACACCAGGAAUUAAACCUGUGGGAGUGGGUAUCAUGAGUCGAGAGGGUGAACCCAUGAGACGUGAAGUUGGAGGAGGAGGAGGCUAUGGAGGUUUGGCUGGGAAUGCCCCCAUGCAACAGCAUGGUCAAGUCGGAGGUCAGGGGGGACUAGGAGGACUACAAGUCCAAAGGCCCAUGUAUGGGAGUGUACCUUCAGCUGCCCCUCCCAGACAGGGGGCCCCAGGGCAAGGAAUGAGGAGAUACUAAUCUUCUGACAGUAUUUCAUUGUCACAUCUCUUCAACGGUCUAGUAAUCAUGUCAUCAAGAAAAUGACUUCAAUCUUAUUCCAUUCAUCAUGCCUCAAUUUUAGCAAUAGAUGUCUCCUUAUUAGAAAGACGCCCAUCCACCCCUCAAUUUCAUGUUGUUUUAUCAUUCAUAUAUUUUAGUGUAAAUGUGUGUGUCCAUCAUCUACAUAUGGAGACGAUGUAAAAUGUGAAAUAAAAAUAUCAGAAUAGA